AUAACUCCGGUAGCGGAACGGCGACCUCUAGCUCUGCUGCAUCAUCUAGUACAGGUACCUCUGGUAACAGCACUGCAAAUAAUGGUGAUCCACAAACAUCUCUGAGUUAGUUUUUUUUGUUAUGUUAUGACAUCCGCUCACUUCAUAUCAUCAUCAGCGCUCGACCCUCGUGUCAUUGGUAACUUUUCCAAUGACGGCCAAAGUCCACCGGUUACUGGACAGUCUCCGUCCCUCACGACUACGAACAACUUCAUCAACUUUUGCCUUACCGUCGAUGCUCCCAUUACCAAUGGCGAACAGAUCAAGACUGGUUCCUGCAAUCCCAUCCCCAUCGGCGCUAUCCCCACUACCGAUAACAUGCCGAGCUCCAAGUUCACGAACCCGCAAAACUUUGGUACCCUCAAGUCUAACACGGCGUUUGAUAUCACGAUGGCUAUUCAGAACAUGCAGACCGGCAAUUUCGUUAAUGCAACGGCGAACUAUUUCUCUGCGCCUCAACAGCUGAAUGCCCAGGGACAGAUUAUUGGGCAUACACAUGUUGUUAUCGAGGAGUUGGAUUCCCUCGACCAGAAAACACCUACUGAUCCCAAGACAUUUGCAUUCUUCAAGGGUGUGAACGGAGCGGCAGUCAACGGCGUGGUCACCGCCAGUGUUGACAAAGGUCUCCCAGCUGGCGUCUACAAGCUCAGUUCUAUCAACGCAGCAGCGAACCACCAGCCAGUCAUUGUUGCAAUUGCUCAGCAUGGUUCCUUGGAUGAUGUUGUCUUUUUCACUGUCACUGAUGAUGGACAGCCCGCAAGCAACAGUACUGCUUCAUCAUCAUCUGUGGCCUCUGAAAGUGUCUCGGCUACUGCGACGGCGGCUGCUAACAGUACUAGUAGUGUCGUUGCAUCAGCUUCAGUGACGGAUUCAGCUUCCGUUUCCGAUUCGGUUUCGGCUUCGGCUUCAGUGACGGCUUCAGCAUCUGAAGCCACUGCUUCUGCGACUAGUGCUGCUUCGACCAAGGGUGGAAAGAAUUCUUCGGCUACGAGCAAGGGUGAUACUGCAUCGGCUGUUGUGUCAGCCACGGACGCGGCGUCAUCAGGUGUCGCAUCUGCUACAGACGUUGCUUCAGCUACCGAUGCGGCUUCUGCUACGGCAAGCGACUCAGCCGCUGCAGAAACCUCAUCAGCUGCCGAGAAAAGCAAGGGUAAUGGGAAAAACUGAGUGAUACCCCGCACUUUACACGCAUAGAUACCUCACGUCGGGCCCGUUGAGGUACCGGUCGUUUCUUAGAGUGGGCUGGAAGACCGUAUUUAUUCAUGAUUCCCUCGAUUUUCGACUUUCUAGCAGUUGAUUU
Messenger RNA from Desarmillaria tabescens, 1339 nucleotides. RefSeq lists its product as uncharacterized. NCBI's taxonomy places the organism in Eukaryota, Fungi, Basidiomycota, Agaricomycetes, Agaricales, Physalacriaceae. The coding region runs from base 127 to 1206 and encodes 359 amino acids. The transcript is spliced from 4 exons. The record is from RefSeq and is a predicted model, not a curated record.